Molecule: messenger RNA, 1776 nt
Organism: Cicer arietinum (chickpea)
Lineage: Eukaryota; Viridiplantae; Streptophyta; Magnoliopsida; Fabales; Fabaceae
Source: RefSeq, a predicted model, not a curated record
CAAACAAAUUCAUGUCCAAAAAAACACAACACCAAAGAUAUAUCAAAUUUUGCAUUAAACAAUGUGUGGUUUUGUUAUGGCUUCAAAGCAAGAACCAAAGUUUCCUUUGAGACUUUUGGUUGACAAAGAAAAAAACCAAGUAGUUGUAGCUGAAUCAAAAAGUGACUUAAUAGACAUUUUAUUUAGUUUUCUCACACUUCCAUUAGGAACCAUCAUAAGGCUACUCUCCAAAAAUCAACAUCAUAAUAUUCAUGAUUAUGAUGAUCAACCACAAGAGGAAAAUAUUGGUUGCAUCAACAAUCUUUACAAGAGUGUUGAAAAUUUAAGUGAUGGUGUUUUUUGGAACAAUACAUGCAAGGAAAUGUUGCUUUGUCCAAGAAAUUCUUGUGAGUCAGUUUGCAAGAAUUUGAAGUUGAAUUUGGAUGAUACUAAGCCUAAAAAGUACUUUAUGUGUGGAAGGUGUUGUAGAGGAAGUGAUUUGUUUUUGAGUACUUUUGAUGGAGCUAGUUGUUCUUGUGGGAAAUUGAUGGACAAAGAAAUGAAGUUGCAUGGUGAUUUUAGUGAAGAGGGUCAUAAUAAUGAGGAUGGUGUUUUUGUUAAGAAAGGAACUUUGUAUUUGAUUUUUAAUGAUUUGAAAGUGUUGCAAAACUCUCCUGGUAACUCUGUUCAGCAACUUAUUCAACUUGGCUACAAAAAUUUUAAUAAGUUGACACAAAUUUCCUUGAAUGUUGGCUUGAAUGAGAUUUUGCACUUACUAAAGCAAUCAUUAAUCUCCAAAUCUCCUCUUACUGAUGUAUUUUUGGCAAAUGGAGAAUUUAAAAGGAUGUACACUUUCUCACCAAAACAAGGACCAAAAAUUGAAAAUUGGACUAAUAUAAAACUCAAGGUAAUGGUGAGAAAAUCAAAGAAAAAGAUACUAUAUGCUGAAGCAGAGGGAGAUUUUAUUGAUUUUCUAUUUAGUUUCCUCACAACACCUAUUGGAUCUAUUCUAAAGCAAUUGAAUGGAAAUUUUUCUAUUGGAAGCAUAGAUAACUUGCACAAAAGUGUGAAAGAAUUCAAUCCUUCAUGGUUCAUAAGUCCUUUAGGUAAUCCUUUACCAAAUCCAAAAGUGGCUUCUCAAUUUGGAUGUAUGAAGCAACCAUUAAAAAAUCUUUGUGAAGAAUAUAAUCAUACUUAUUGGUAUGGUAAAGGUGUGGUUAAAAAUCAUAUAUGUUAUUCAAAUGUGAAUGGAGUGAUUUCAAAGGACAAAAGUUUGAUAAAAAAUCCAAUAGCCAUGAAGGUUUUUGAUCCAAGAUCACCUUUUGGCAAAAUUGAAUAUGCUUUGGGAUUUGUUAAGAGACCAUCAUUAUUUGUUGUGUGGGAUGAUUUGCAUGUGACACCAUUUGCAAAUACUUCUAGCAUUUCAUUUUUGCACAAGAUGAAUGUACCAUUGGAUGAUUUGGAGGAGCAUAUAGUUAGCAUUGGAGAGAUAGAGGCACUGAACCUAUUGGGAGCUUCUUUGACUUCUUCCAAAGAUGUUUUGACAGAAGGCUUGUUCCAUCACCUAAAGAAGUCAAAGGAAGAAGCUACAACUUGAACACUUGUCUAGAUGUUGAUAAGAGGAAGACUAAUAUAUAUAUACCCAGCAAAUAGUUUCAUUUCAUAAUUAUGUUUCAACUAUUUUGUUUCAAACUUGUAUUGCUCUGUUUGUUAAUGUAAUUUAUAUACAUGCAUUUGUAUGUUGCGAUUAUUUUUAAUAAGUGGAAGUUUGGUUUCUUAUGUAGGUUUAUUUAAACA